Molecule: messenger RNA, 1490 nt
Organism: Salvia splendens (bonfire salvia)
Lineage: Eukaryota; Viridiplantae; Streptophyta; Magnoliopsida; Lamiales; Lamiaceae
Product: protein SOSEKI 5
Exons: 4
Coding region: 232-1242 (336 amino acids)
Source: RefSeq, a predicted model, not a curated record
AAGUUUGUUAGCUAGCUUUUGUCUCCCGCAUCCGUUUUUGAAUUUUCCCCUCCUCUCCUCUCCUCUCCUCUCCUUCCCCUUGUCUCACCAUUCACACCUCUCUUUCUCUCUCUCUCUCUCUCUCUCUCCAAUUGGAAUACACAACAUGGACUUCAAUUGACUCCUUCCACUCCUCUGCCCUGUCCUGCCCUAUAUAUUCCAUCUCCUUCUCUCUCCCACUGACCCGAUAAAAUGGCGGUUUCAGGUAGAAUGUCAGAGCUUCAACUCCCCAAAUCAUGCCGCCAUCACAUCAGCCCCGACCGGACCAAGGUCUGCUCCGAACCCCUCAAAUCCGAUCGCCGAUCAGUCCCCGUCGUUUAUUACCUCUCCAGAAACGGCCAGCUCGAGCACCCCCAUUUCAUCGAGGUCCCCCUCUCCUCCUCCGCCCACGCCCUCUUUCUCCGAGAUGUGAUCGGCCGAUUGAAUGUUCUUCGCGGGAAGGGUAUGGCAGCGAUCUACUCGUGGUCGUGCAAACGGAGCUACAAAAACGGAUUUGUGUGGCACGAUCUAUCGGAGAACGAUUUCAUCUACCCUGCUCGCGGCGACGAAUACGUCCUCAAAGGCUCUGAGCUUCUCGAAAAUUCGUUCCCCGAGAGUCCUCUUCCUCCGCCGCCGGAGAAUCAACCGGAUGCCGGCCACAGGCGCCGCCGGAACCAAUCUUGCAGCUCGAUCGAGUACGAGUACAGCGUGUACAAGGCGGAGCCCUCAUUCCGAUCAGCCGCCGACGCGUCCACUCAGACAGACGACGUGCGGCGGAGGCGGCGCCGGCCUCCGCCUGAAAUAGCGGAGGAGGAGAAGAAGAAGAAAGAGACACGCGACGAGAUCGAGAUCUCGCCGCCGCCGCCGUCCGAUUCGAGCCCCGAGACGCUGGAGACGCUGCUGAAGGCGGACGGGCGGUCGAUAGUGGCACAGCCGGAAACGACGUCGAAUUCGAAAGGGCAGCAGAUUCAGAGGGCGGCGACGACUAAAUCGUCUGUUCUGAUGCAAUUGAUCACCUGCGGGUCGCUGUCGUUCAAGGACUGUGGGGCAGGGCAGGUGAUAUCGCAGUACAGAAUGAGAGUACCGCGCAGCGGCGGAGGGAGGCCGAAACUGGAGGAGAAGGACUACUUCAGCGGGAGCAUUGUGGAGACGAAGAAGGAGGAACCGCUGCCGAGUCUCAAACGGUGCAGUUCGUACAAUGCGGGUCGGGUCGGGGAGUUUUAGUUUUUCUACAGUGGGCAGAUAGGAGUAAUAUUCUGCUUUUGUGAAAAAGGAUUCAAUCAGCUUUUUCCUCUAAAACGCAAGUUAUUUGACAAUGGAAAAGUGGACUCCAAGAAGAAAAAACUUGUACUUAAUUUCAUUUGUAAAAUUGUAUCUAAGAUUAAAUAUGUAUUGUGCUUAGUUUUGUAGUUCAUGAGACUGAAUUUAACUCAUUGUAUUCAUGUAUUAGGAGUGAUAAUUAGUCAUAUUCA